Musa acuminata AAA Group (dessert banana) is the source of this 1502-nucleotide messenger RNA. RefSeq names its product protein trichome birefringence-like 9. The record is from RefSeq and is a predicted model, not a curated record. The coding region runs from base 166 to 1437 and encodes 423 amino acids. Gene Ontology annotation, cellular component: Golgi apparatus. NCBI's taxonomy places the organism in Eukaryota, Viridiplantae, Streptophyta, Magnoliopsida, Zingiberales, Musaceae. The transcript has 4 exons. Gene Ontology annotation, molecular function: O-acetyltransferase activity.
UCCUCUCUCUAUUUCGCCUAUCCAAUAAGAGUAACCACGGAGGAGGAGGAGAGAGAGAGAGAGAGAGAGAAGAGGGAGGAAGGAAGGAAGGAAGGAAGGAGUCCACCUCCUCAGCAAUUCCAUCUCCUCCUCCAUCUCCAUUUCCGUCUCAAUCUCCUCCUUUGGAUGGACCAACCUCCUCCACAAGCCUCUCCGCCGCACCACCGCCUAUUCUUCCUUCCUUCACCUACACACCUCUUCAAAGGCCACAGCACAGCCUACACCAUCUCCUGUCUCCUCCUCCUCUUCUCCUUUCUCCUCCUCCCCCACUUCCUCACCCCGCUCCAACCGUUCCUCCUCCUACGCAUCCCGCGCAGCCACGAUUCCCACCCCGACACGGCCUGCGAUUACACCUUCGGGAGGUGGGUGUGGGACGAGGCACGCCCCCUCGACGCCUACACCGAGGACUGCCCCUUCCUCGACCCAGGGUUUCAGUGCCGUCGCAAUGGCCGUAAUGAUUCCAGCUACCUCUAUUGGAGAUGGCAACCCCAUGGCUGCGACCUUCCCAGAUUCAACGCAUCUGAGAUGCUGGAGAGGAGCAGGAACGGCAAGAUCAUAUUUGCAGGGGAUUCCAUCGGCAGAAACCAGUGGGAGUCCUUCCUGUGCAUGCUGGCCAAAGCUGUGCAGAACAAGUCCAGCAUCUACGAGAAGUACGGGAACCCCAUCACCAAGCACAAAGGCUUCCUCUCCAUGGUCUUCCACGACCACAACCUAACGGUGGAGUACUACCGAGCCCCCUUCCUGGCAGCCGUCGGCCGCCCUCCCCGGGCCUCCCCUGACCACGUCCGCGCCGCCAUCCAUCUCGACGCCCUGCACUGGCAGUGCAAGCACUGGGUCGACGCCGACGUGCUGAUCCUCAACGCCGGCCACUGGUGGAACGACAAGAAGACCAUCGACGUGGGAUUAUAUUUUCAGGUCGGGGAAGAGAUACAGACCACCAUGGACGUGAAGGAAGCAUUUCGGCGAACGCUCGAGACGGUCAAGCUGUGGACCUUCAACAACCUCCAUUUGCGGAAGAGCCAUGUCUUCUUCCGGAAUCACUCCCCCAUACAUUUCAGCAACGGCACCUGGGACAACGGCGGAUCCUGCACGGCCUUCACGGAGCCUGAGAAGGAUCCCGCUGCGCUCGGACCAGAACCGUGGAACAACCGAGUCAUCGCUGACACAGUGGAGGGGAUGAAGAGUGGCGGGCGGAAGGUGCAGCUUCUCAACAUCACGUAUCUGACGGAGUUCAGGAAGGACGCUCACCCUUCGGCCCACCGGGAGCCAGGAACGCCGACGGAUGCUCCUGAAGACUGCAGCCAUUGGUGUCUUCCCGGAGUGCCCGAUACAUGGAAUCAGCUCCUCUACGCCUACCUUCUGAUGAUGGAAUAUGAUACCAGGAAGAAGAACGUUUGAUUCUUGGAUUCAUGUGCUGAGAGACUUUUGGCAUCUUGUAAUUUAAUUAGGAAAAUGUGAUGGUU